AUGGGGAGAAAACUAAGCUUCAUUCUGCUCUUCCUUGUUCAAAUGCUGCUUGUUCUUGUAGAAAACCAUGCUGAGAUUGUUGUGUCCACAGUUGAGGCUCCAGCCCCACAGCCUCACAAGACCACCACCCACUUUGCUUCACCACCUCCUCACAAACCCACCACCCACUUUGCUCCUCCUCCUCCUCCUCCUCAGCCUAACAAAAACACCACCCCCAAUCAUGGCAUCACUGAAGGCAGUCUUAAACCACAAGAAUGUGGUCCACGUUGCACAGCUAGAUGUUCAAAUACGCAGUACAAGAAACCGUGCCUGUUUUUCUGCCAAAAGUGCUGUGCCAAGUGCUUGUGUGUGCCUCCUGGAACUUAUGGCAACAAGCAGGUUUGCCCAUGCUACAACAACUGGAAGACCAAAAGAGGAGGACCCAAAUGCCCCUGA
This is a messenger RNA of Sphenostylis stenocarpa, 435 nucleotides long. Lineage: Eukaryota; Viridiplantae; Streptophyta; Magnoliopsida; Fabales; Fabaceae. The record is from the annotation of a GenBank genome assembly.